Molecule: messenger RNA, 1881 nt
Organism: Gastrolobium bilobum
Lineage: Eukaryota; Viridiplantae; Streptophyta; Magnoliopsida; Fabales; Fabaceae
Product: probable protein phosphatase 2C 42
Exons: 5
Coding region: 404-1582 (392 amino acids)
Biological process (GO): protein dephosphorylation
Molecular function (GO): cation binding; protein serine/threonine phosphatase activity
Source: RefSeq, a predicted model, not a curated record
CAAGCCAAAAUUAUCUCUAGACAUGAAACUGAAGAAGCUUUUGAAGCGACUACCAAUUUUUGUUUUUUUCAAAAAAAGAAAAGAUAAAAAGAGAAGGCAUUGAAAAUACAUCAGGAAACAGAGGCUUCCCCACACCAUCCUCUCCCCACAAGAGAAUGAGCCCGUUCAUGUUCCUCUACCACCGAACAUACCCCGGCACCACCCCAUGCUAACGUGAGCCUCCUGAUUAUCCUGCGCCUUGCACACCCUUCACCAUCUUUUUUGUCUCUCUGUUCCCCCCCCCCCCCUUCAUAAGCUCCUCGUUAAUCGUUCUCUCUUCUCCCCUAUCAGACUCGGAGGAUCGGAGCAAGGUUGAAGGUUCCGGCGUUGGAGGUUUAGGGUUAAGGUUUCCGAGAGAUGUGGGAUGCUUCAGGCAUUGAUGAAUCUGAUCCCUCUGUGUUUGAAGCCAUUUGGGCGCGGUGCUGAUAAAUUCGAUUCAAUUGGAAUUAUUGGGAGCAGUUUUGGUGGAAGAGAAGGCAAAGACGGCUUGCUCUGGUUCCGCGACGUCGGAAAAUAUGGCUCCGGUGAUUUCUCGAUGGCGGUGGUCCAGGCAAACCAGGUUCUCGAAGACCAGAGCCAGAUCGAAUCUGGUCCUCUCGGCACCUUCGUCGGUAUAUACGAUGGUCACGGAGGACCCGACGCAGCGAGAUACGUAUGCGAUCACUUGUUUCACCAUUUUCAAGGUUCUUUAUUCGGAAUCCCCCUUAGCAGUAAUAGUAACUCAAUAUCGGCUGAGUCACACGGAAUUUUGACAACUGAGACUAUUGAAAGGGCAUUCCGUCAAACAGAAGAGGGGUACACUGCCCUCGUGUCAGACUUAUGGAGUACUCGACCUCAGAUUGCAAGUGCUGGGUCCUGUUGUCUAGUUGGACUGAUAUUUCAGCAGACACUAUUUGUGGCCAACCUUGGAGAUUCCCGUGUUGUGUUGGGUAAGAAAGUUGGCAACACUGGAGGUAUUGCUGCAAUUCAGCUGUCUACAGAACACAACGCAAAUCUUGAGGCUGUUAGACAGGAACUUAAAGAAUUACACCCUAAUGAUCCCCAAAUUGUUGUCUUCAAACAUGGAGUGUGGAGAGUAAAAGGCAUUAUUCAGGUUUCUAGAUCUAUAGGUGACGUUUAUAUGAAAAAGGCGCAGUUUAAUCGGGAACCACUUAAUCCAAAAUUCAGACUUCCUGAACCAAUGAACAUGCCUAUCAUGUCUGCAAAUCCCACUAUUAUUUCUCAUUCUCUCCAACCAAAUGAUUCCUUCCUUAUAUUUGCAUCAGAUGGUUUAUGGGAGCAUCUGAGUAAUGAAAAGGCUGUGGAUAUUGUCAACAGCAAUCCACGUGCGGGUAUUGCCAAGAGACUUAUCAAGGCUGCCCUCCACGAAGCAGCAAGAAAACGAGAAAUGCGAUAUUCAGACCUCCGUAAUAUUGACAAGAAGGUUCGACGCCAUUUUCACGAUGAUAUAUCUGUUAUUGUUUUAUUCUUAAACCACGACCUUAUAUCCAGAGGCGCAGCCCUAGACCCGCCCCUUUCACUUCGAAGCGCUCUCGAUCACUGACUUGUAUGAUUGUAGUAUGCAUGCUUGCACGAGUUUUUGGCAACUGUACCCAUACCACAAGAUACAUCCAUCAUUGCUACCUGGCUAGAAUAUCCCAUCGACAGAUGACAGUGCUGUGGCACGUUUGGCUUCUGGUACUGAGAUCAUUGAUGAGGCACGAGAAUUUAUUAAGUAAUAACGUUAUUAGAAAUUUAUACAUGAAGAGAAAAAAAAAAAAAUCAAAAAAUAACUUUUUAGUAUAGCGUUCCCCUUUUCUAACCUUAAUAGUUUUAUUCAAGUGCUGGAUUUAAAUUUUUCAU